AUGCAUGAAUACUCACAAUCAUGUUUUUCUCCAGUGGUGUACUUGUGCAAAGAACAGCUGGGGGAGAACAGGAACUUGCAGAGUUUAGGAUCCACAGAUUAUUGGAAGAUCCUCUCCUUCUCAUUUGCCAUUGAGGAGAUCAACCAGAAUCCCACGCUUCUGCGCAACAUCACCCUGGGCUAUAACAUCUAUGACAGCUAUAGCAAUACGAGAGUAACUUCUGAUGCAGUCAUAGACCUUCUUUCGGCCAGUCAGGUCCAUGUUCCUAACUACAAGUGUGGCAGAUGGCAGCAGCUGAUGGCUGUCCUUGAGAAAUCAGACCCUGAAAAUUCCAAGCAAAUUUCAAAUCUUUUGGGCAUCUACAAAAUUGGACAGGUUACUUAUGCUUCUCACGUCCUGAGUGAUCAAGCCCAGUUCCCUUUUCUUUACCACAUGCUCCCCAAAGAAGGAGUCCAGUACGAGGGGAUCAUCAAACUCCUCCUGCAUUUCCGAUGGAUGAUGCUCCACCCCUUCCUGAAAAGCCCCCAGUUUCACAAUCGUUCCAUGGACGGAGUAUAUUUGGAUGAGAAGGGGGACCUGACAGCUGACCUGGACAUUGUCAACUGGGUGAAGUUUCCCAACAGCUCUGUUGUAAGAGUGAAAGUUGGAAAUGCUGACCAUUGCACCAAGUGUUCAGACGAUCAGCAUCCGAACAGGAACCGAACUCAAUGUACCCACAAGAUGAUCACCUUCCUGUCCUAUGGAGAUUCUCUUGGGAUUAUCCUGGUUUCCAUGGCCCUGGUGCUAUCCUUAUUCACAGGACUUGUGUUGGGAAUCUUCAUUAAAUUCCAAGACACCCCAGUGGUCAAAGCCAACAACCGCAGCCUCUCCUACAUUCUUCUGGUCGCCCUCCUGCUUUCCUUCUCCUCCUCCUUCCUCUUCAUCAGCCAACCCAGCAAGGUGACCUGCCUUCUCCGACAAACAGUCUUCAGCAUCAUCUUCUCAGUUGCUGUCUCUUCUCUCUUAGCCAAAACCAUCACUGUGGUCUUGGCCUUCUUGGCCACCAAGCCAGGCAACAGGGCAAGAAACUGGUUGGGGAAGAGGUUGGCCAACUCCAUUGUCCUUUUCUAUUCCGGCAUCCAAAGUGUGAUCUGCUGCAUCUGGCUGGGAACUUCUCAUCCCUUCCCUGACAAGGAUAUGAACUCCCAGCCUGGACACAUCAUCCUACAAUGCAACGAAGGCUCUUUGGCAAUGUUCUACAGUGCCCUUGGCUACUUGGGCUUCAUGGCUACCAUUUGCUUUAUAGUGGCUUUCCUGGCCAGGAAGCUUCCCGGGGCCUUCAACGAGGCCAAGCUGAUCACUUUCAGCAUGCUGGUCUUCUGCAGUGUCUGGGUGUCUUUUGUGCCCUCCUACCUGAGCACCAAGGGGAAAUUCAUGGUGGCUGUGCAGGUCUUCUCCAUCUUGGCCUCCAGUGCUGGCUUACUGGGCUGCAUCUUUCUUCCCAAGUGCUACAUCAUUAUUCUGAGGCCUGCUCUGAAUACAAAGGAGAAUCUUGUGAGGAAAACAAAAGAUGGUAUUGUGACCUAG
Messenger RNA from Varanus komodoensis (Komodo dragon), 1566 nucleotides. RefSeq names its product vomeronasal type-2 receptor 26-like. Gene Ontology annotation, molecular function: G protein-coupled receptor activity. The coding region runs from base 1 to 1566 and encodes 521 amino acids. Lineage: Eukaryota; Metazoa; Chordata; Lepidosauria; Squamata; Varanidae. The transcript has 5 exons. Gene Ontology annotation, biological process: G protein-coupled receptor signaling pathway. Gene Ontology annotation, cellular component: membrane. The record is from RefSeq and is a predicted model, not a curated record.